GUGGAAGAUCCCGAGGAUGACUCACGACAACAAGACUUUAAUUUCCAAAGAUGGAGAUACAAAACCUACAACUUCACGAUUGCCACAUUUUGGACAACCCAUUUGGUUCGCUCCGAAGAAACCGAAACUGGCCCGGCAGGUCCUAAUUCAUUUUACAAUCUCUACCUCGACGAACCUGACCCUUCUUGGGCUUCCCAAAUCGUUGAGUUCGAUUACAUCAUCAUCUCCUCUGGACAGUGGUUUUUCCGACCACUCUUCCUUUUCGACAAACAAAAACGGAUAGGAUGCUUGUAUUGUUACAUUCCCGGCGUUAGAAAUGUCGGGGCACAUUUUGCGUAUAGAAGAGCAUUGAGAACAACAUUUAAGACCAUUCUUGGAUUAGAGAAUUUUAAAGGAGAAGUGUUUCUAAGGACAUUUGCACCUUCACAUUUCGAAGAUGGAGAAUGGGAUAAAGGUGGAAAUUGCUUGAAAACGCGACCCUAUAGGAGCAAUGAGACAGAGUUAGAAGGUAUGAAUCUAGAGACACACAACAUUCAACUCGAUGAAUUUCGCAUUGCGAAAAGAGACAAAAACAUAAACGAAGGAUUAAAUUUGAGAUUACUAGAUGUAACACAAGUGAUGCUGUUAAGACCAGAUGGACAUCCGAGCAGAUUUGGACAUAAACCGGAAGAUAAAGUUGUAUUAUAUAAUGAUUGUGUACAUUGGUGUCUACCAGGUCCAAUUGAUUCAUGGAACGAUUUUUUACUAGAU
Messenger RNA from Camelina sativa (false flax), 750 nucleotides. The record is from RefSeq and is a predicted model, not a curated record. NCBI's taxonomy places the organism in Eukaryota, Viridiplantae, Streptophyta, Magnoliopsida, Brassicales, Brassicaceae.